CGAUUAUAUGUUUUGAAAUUAUCAAAAUGCACGUGCUUGACUGUGUGCUUCAACAAUUUGAAUUAAAGCAACAUAUUCCAGAUCCUGUAGAAAGAAUAGAGCAAAAUCCCAAAAAAGGAGCACAUCAUGCAAAUUGAGAGCUAAUUCAACAUGCUUACAUUCAGAAUUAGGAGUUGAGGGAGGAGGCUGUAGUGAUGGAGAGGGCUGACGCACCUAACCUAGGUGUGUACUUACAGUGGUAUUGGAGAAUUACUCAUCGAUGGAUAUUUUGGGAGAAUAAAGCACCCAAGGAGUACAUACCGAGAGGUCUAGUUAAGAGAGAGUUGGUACAAGAACUCAAUAAGGUUGCUUCUAUUUCACAUGAUGCAUUGAGAACAACUACUGAGCCAGGGGCGAGGAACGCGUUCCUUCGCAUCAUAGGAAAGAUUCAGUCUGCUCUUAGGAGGACGUAUAAUGCGAAACGUGAUGGACAUGAGGAACGACUCAUAGGAUACAAGCGUCGACAGGUCCGAGGACACACGGGAGCAGGCUCAAGUCGUGCACAUGAUAAAGCUGGAGGCUCACAAUAAGCUCAAGCCGGAUGUUCAUAGCAGGUUCAAGUCGACAAGGAUGUCAUGCACUCACAAGUUCACACACAACCGAACGUUGAGAUC
Molecule: messenger RNA, 653 nt
Organism: Asparagus officinalis (garden asparagus)
Lineage: Eukaryota; Viridiplantae; Streptophyta; Magnoliopsida; Asparagales; Asparagaceae
Exons: 2
Coding region: 195-569 (124 amino acids)
Source: RefSeq, a predicted model, not a curated record